Messenger RNA from Magnolia sinica, 1771 nucleotides. RefSeq lists its product as uncharacterized. Lineage: Eukaryota; Viridiplantae; Streptophyta; Magnoliopsida; Magnoliales; Magnoliaceae. The record is from RefSeq and is a predicted model, not a curated record. Bases 45 to 1154 code for a protein of 369 amino acids. The transcript is spliced from 2 exons.
CUCUCUCUCUCUCUCUCUCUCUCUCUCUUCUUCCUUCUUCUUUCAUGGAGCUCGAGAAAAACCCUAGCAAUGGUGGAAACCAGAAGCUUCCAUCUCCCGACCUCCAAAACCCUAUCCAUGGAGACGAGGUCGACAGUUCCUGCUCUACUCCGUACGUCUCUGCACCUUCAAGCCCAGGCCGUGGGGGGCCAUCAUUCUUCUUCAGCGCUCCUGCAAGCCCCAUGCAUUACAUCCUCUCAUCCUCCGCCUCUCUCUCUUCUCCGCCGCCACCUUCUUCCUCUGGAGAUAUCACCGUUCAUUCCUCGGCUGAAUUCGAAUUCUCCUCCAGAUUGCCUCCCUCAACUGCAUCCCCUGUCGGAUCCAUGAUCUCCGCCGACGAGCUCUUCCUGAACGGCCAGAUCCGGCCCAUGAAGCUCUCGUCUCACCUCCAGCGCCCCCAGAUCCUUGCCCCGCUGCUGGACCUUGAAGAAGAAGACGAGGAAAGCAAAGGGUCCGAGCGGUCAGUCGAGAGAGGGCGAGAUCUAAGGCUGCGGAGCAGGUCCGUACACAGACGGGCUAGAUCUAUGUCGCCGAUGAGGAAAGCGCCGUUCCAAUGGCAGGAAGAGGAGGAAGACGGAGAAGAUCGAGAGAUUGACCGUCCGGAUCGAAAGCAGGCAGAGGAGAUGGAUGCAUCAACAGCAUCUACACCGUCCGUUUCAGCAUCGACGUCUCGAUCUUCGUCCGGAAGGGGUUCCAAGCGGUGGAUUUCAUUAAAGGAUUUUUUGUAUAGAAGCAAAAGCGAAGGGAGAGGGAAUGGGAAGGAGAAGUUCUGGCACACGCUAUCGUUCUCUCCUUCUUUGAGGGAGAAGAAAUCUCCGCCGUCGGAAGCGACAACCGGAGGAGAGAAGGAGAAAGGGAAGUGUCAGAUGCCGCCGAAGAAGGCGGUGGCUGGAAAGGCAACAAAUGGGGUGAGGAAGAGGCGGGGCCCAGCACCAUCCCCCCACGAGAUGUUUUAUACUGCAAACAGAGCGCAAGCGGAGGAGAUGAAGAAGAAGACAUUCUUACCGUACAGGCAGGGGCUUUUGGGGUGUUUGGGGUUCAAUUCCAAGAGCUAUGGAGCUUUGAAUGGGUUCACCAAAACCCUAAAUCCAGUCUCUUCCAGGUGGGCCUGGUGAUGUUAUGUUGCUUUCAUUGCCUUUGCAUUGGGACUGUGAGAAGCUCUAUUUCCUUGUUUUCUUAUCUUUUUGUAGCUGUAGAUGGAGCUUUGCUCAGCCCACACGCAUGUACAGAUCAGCUAAUGAACACACCACCGGAAAUGCCAGCUUGGCAGAUGGGUGAAAUAUCCAAGCCAUCCAUCAGUUGGACCUCACUGUGUCCAUGUGAGGUGGUCCAUUCUGUAGGUAUGACAUGAUACGAGAAAACUUUUCAGUUGCUUUUUUCACAACCGUACAUUUGUUCAUUGUAGCCCAUGUGACUUGUGGGCCCACCUGUGAUUGGGACAGGGAAUUUUCAAUAGUGGUUCCUGUCUGUUGGAUGGUUUGGAUAUUGCACCUGUCCACCAUGCUAGCAUACGUGGUGGUGGGUGUGUUAGCUGACGUGUACACGCGUGUGGGCUUGGCAAGGAUUUGGAUGGGGAUAGGAUUAUUAUCUUUUAUGAGGCGUGCAAGGGGCCCUUGAGAUAGGUGAGACAUGAAAGAGGUGAGAUUGAUGUCGACAUGAUAAUGAUGUUUGUUGUUAUGAUAAUGCUCGAGUUGUUGGACCGGAAUCCUGGGUACAACAGCUGUUUUACUCA